AAGGAGGAGCUAAGAAAGCGAAAGAAGCUGAAGAAGCUAAUGAAGCCAAAGGAGACAGAAGCUGAAGAAGCUGACGAACUUAACAAAGUGGAAGAAACUGAUGAAGCCAAUAAAGUAGAAGAAGCCAGAGAAACAGGAAGAAGCAGAUAUAGAAAAAGCAAAAAAGUGGAAGAAGCGGUGGGAGCAGAAUGA
Messenger RNA from Racocetra persica, 192 nucleotides. NCBI's taxonomy places the organism in Eukaryota, Fungi, Glomeromycota, Glomeromycetes, Diversisporales, Gigasporaceae. The record is from the annotation of a GenBank genome assembly.